UUUUGAGUGUUCGCCAUCUCGAAACUUUUUGUUUUGUUUUUUUUUUUAAGUUUUAUUACUCUGUGAUUAGUACAAUAAAUAAAAAUAUAAUCCAAUGUAUACCGUUCAAUGAUUGUAAAUGUGGUUUGGCAAAUAAGUAAUAACAAAAUUCAUUAACAUGUUUGGAUAUCGAUUCCAUUUUGUGCGCAGAUUCUUCAGAAGAUACAUGAACCCAAUGAGUGUUGAAGAAGCUGAAGCUAAAAAAACUAUGCUUGCAAAAGCAUACUUCUUUAUAAGUUUAGUGACGUUUGGUUCUGUACUAUACCAAGUGAAGCAAGGUCGCCUUGAUUGGAUAGCAUCUGAAGGAUUAGCUCCAAACGAUGAAGCAAAACUUUCACCUGCUUUUCAGUAUGCCAGAAUGCUAGGCGUUGAUAAGGCUACUGUUAUCAGAAUUAAAGGUGCUAGUGUUAUGGGUACUAAAGAUUAUGAUAAAGAAUCAUUUGAUCCAGCUCAACAUGUACUCGAAGAAGAGAAUUCUUCUAAAGAUCCUGAAAGAAAAUUUUUACAACUAUAAUUGGUAUUAUAAACUAAAAGUCUAGUCCACACAAUUAUUGAAAUGUAUAUAAAAAUAAAUACAGUUUAUUUACGUAGACUAUA
Messenger RNA from Rhopalosiphum maidis (corn leaf aphid), 636 nucleotides. RefSeq lists its product as uncharacterized. The transcript is spliced from 3 exons. Lineage: Eukaryota; Metazoa; Arthropoda; Insecta; Hemiptera; Aphididae. The record is from RefSeq and is a predicted model, not a curated record. Bases 158 to 553 code for a protein of 131 amino acids.